AGGCUCUACCCCCAUCUAUUUGAGAUUAACAUUGUAUAUUCUCAUAUUGCUGCGUCAGAAAAAGGUGUGUUGUUUGGAAAUCAACCAAUAAACACCAUGUCCAGCAACAAUUAGGCCUGUUGUAUUUUUCUAGAUGCCCAAACUCCACCGACAUUUGGAAACCGCUCUGUUGCAGUAAUGUAAAACUGUAGCAAUGACUAAUUCGUUUCUAAAAACGUUUUUUUUUUCUUUUAACAACAUCUAUAUUUGUCUCUCACAAACAUAAUUUGAGAUGCAGGGGAAAGCAAAGAAUAGAGUCUCGUUUUGGAAUUGGACUGUUAUUGAUACCGGGAAUGCACGGCUUUUUACAGAGCACUUUAUAUCAGCAUCGUGUGAAGCGAGAGCGCGCGGCAUAAAGAGCGCAUUUAUCUCGCUUCAUCUGCUAUGACUACAUUCCACUCCGACGGUACGCAGCACGAGCGCCGCAUCGGGACACGUCUGGUCCUGUUCGUGAGGAUUUAUUUACUGUCAACGGUGGGAGGAGAGGGUCGUGAGAGCUACUCAGGACCGUGAUUCAUCCGUUCAUAGGGCUUUUAUUUGAUUCCGAGCGGUAACACAUUUAAAAUAUUUCACCCAAGACACUCAAAUGGCUAUCGCGUCUACCACAAUUACGCGUCGUUGGAGAAACCUACGUUGUUGCGGCACUGGGAAGCAGAGUGAGAUGUAGGCACGCGGAGAUGGUGAGAGCUCACGGACUCAGCUGCAAAAUUAGAGGCGGGCACAUGUAUAUCAAAAAUUUAGUCGACUUCGUCGUUUGUUUUUUACUGUGUGUACUAGUGUGACUUGCGGUGUGUUUUUUUUUUUUUACCUGAAAUAUUUCUUCUUGGGGGGGAAAGACAUAAUGAGUUUGGACCAGGGUGGGUAUGAUGCGGUUUGCCGCGCGGACAACGGAGCAGGAGGAGUCCUUAGCAGCGGCACCAUCAGCGUUCCUCCGCGGCAACCCAUUCACAGGGACCCUCGCUACUACCAACAACACUCGCGUCAUCAUGGAACCUCCAUGGAGAAACAACCGCCACGCAACGAUACGGCAGACCUGGUCAGACGCGCGCUUGACUUUAAGACUCAAGCCACACAGUGCUACAAGGAUAAAAAAUACCGGGAGGCUAUCGGGAAGUACCACCGCGCUUUGCUGGAGAUGAAAGGUUUAUGUCGAGUUCUCGGGGACCCUGACACCGGCUCUAAGUCACCCUCCUCCGUGCUGUCCACGAUAAGCAAGGCGUCUCUGACAGACGAGCAGAAAGGGGCCGUGGAAAACGCGGAGCUUGAGUGUUACAACAGUUUAGCAGCCUGUCUCUUGCAGAUGGAGUUGGUGAACUAUGAGCGGGUGAAGGAGUACUGUUUGAAGGUGCUGCGGAAGGAGGGGGAGAACUUUAAAGCGCUUUACCGCUCUGGAGUGGCUUACUAUCACCUUGGCGAAUUCAACAAGGCGCUGUUUUACCUGAAGGAAUCGCACAAACAAGAGCCUUCAGACACCAACGUGACUCGCUACAUCCAGCUGACGGAGAUGAAGAUACGACGUAGUGUCCAGAGAGAGAAGAAGGAGGACCUGUAAAAAGAAAAAUAGGAGAAAAACAAAAACAAAAAACA
Molecule: messenger RNA, 1626 nt
Organism: Clupea harengus (Atlantic herring)
Lineage: Eukaryota; Metazoa; Chordata; Actinopteri; Clupeiformes; Clupeidae
Gene: ttc9
Product: tetratricopeptide repeat domain 9
Biological process (GO): negative regulation of apoptotic process; protein folding
Cellular component (GO): mitochondrial envelope; cytosol; membrane
Molecular function (GO): protein folding chaperone; protein binding
Source: RefSeq, a predicted model, not a curated record